Candida albicans SC5314 is the source of this 3519-nucleotide messenger RNA. RefSeq names its product condensin subunit (gene YCS4). Gene Ontology annotation, biological process: mitotic chromosome condensation; mitotic cell cycle; meiotic chromosome condensation. Gene Ontology annotation, cellular component: nucleus; condensed chromosome, centromeric region. Gene Ontology annotation, molecular function: histone binding. The record is from RefSeq and is a predicted model, not a curated record. NCBI's taxonomy places the organism in Eukaryota, Fungi, Ascomycota, Pichiomycetes, Serinales, Debaryomycetaceae. The transcript has a single exon. Bases 1 to 3519 code for a protein of 1172 amino acids.
AUGGAUUUUAGCCUCUCAUCAUAUUUUAACGCGUUUGAUGUUGAUAAGGAUUAUCAAAUAGAGUUUUCUGACGUGGAUUCCAAAUUAGAAUCAAUUACAGAUUCAUUGGCAAACAAUCCAGAAUCCCUAAAUUUUAACCAGGAAUUAUUGGAAGAUCUUAUUGAGUUGACACAUGGGUUUAGAGAAUUAGAAGAGAAAAAGCGUCAUCAGCUAGCGUAUCUUGUUACUUCUUCUUUGAAUGCAGUGGGGCAAUCAUAUGGUAACAUGCUCCAAAGUGGUGAUUUUCAUGAUAAUGUUGAUACAAUCAAAUCAACUUUAGAGAGGUAUGGUUAUUUGAUGUUUGUUCUUUUGAAAUAUCUCGGGAAAGAGGAUUUCUCACAAGUUGGUAAUGCAAGAUCGCAGAAAUCUGUACCUCGAGAAGUCUUGGCUAGGUGGAAAUCAAAUUGUACCGAAGUCGAGAACGGUUUAACUGCUGUAAUAACUGUUUUGAGCCUUGAUUUAAGUAAAGUGUUUGUUACAACCCCUGAGAGAGAUUCAUUUGUGGAAUUGUUUUCACGACCGAUAAUCAAUUUGAUGGAGAGCCCCGAGAGAAUGAAGUUGGUUCCUAUAAAAUUAUUGAUUUUCAGGGCCUUGUGUAUUGCGGUCACCAAACAUAAACAUGGAUCGAUGCUUCAGCACUCCAUUAUUCAAUGUCUUACGUACUAUGCUCAUUUGCCACAGUAUAUGGCAGGAUUACUACAUACAUUAACUGAAAAAUACGAUUAUAUGGUUUUAACUGAAGAAAUCUUACGAGAGAUUUCGCAAACGCAUUUCAACUCAAACGAUACAAAUGGUCCAAAAGCAGUAUCUGAAUUUCUUAUCAAGCUAUCAGAGUUGAGUCCAAGGUUGAUUUUGCGUCAGAUGACAAGUAUCUCCCAGUUAUUGGAUAAUAGUAAUCAAACGUUAAGAUGCUCUGUAGUCGAAGCAUGCGGUAAUAUUGUUGUUGAUAUUCUAAAGAACAGUACUAGAGAUCAAGGUGAGGAUGAAGACGCAGACUAUUAUAGACACCAGGUUGCCAAACUCUUGAAUUUGUUGGAAGAGAGAUUCUUGGACCAGAAUCCCUAUGUGCGUACAAAAGCGUUCCAAGCAUUGUCUAAAGUUGCUGAUCUAAAAGUCAAAUUGACUGAACGAAGACAGAAAAUGAUGAUGUUGGCGGUAAGGUCACUUGAAGAUAGAAGUACUUUGGUUAGAAGAAAUGCGAUUAAAUUGAUGUCUAAAUUGAUACUUAAUCACCAAUUUCAAGGUUCACAUGGAACUCAGUUGGCAUUGACAUUCUGGAAACAAAAAUUAAAAGAUGCAGAAGCUGAAUUAAUGAAAUAUAUACCUGCAGAUGUCCAAGCUGGGCCUGAACAGCAAUCCGAUACUAGUGACGUUGAAGAUGAUGGAGAUGAACUGGAUAAAGUAGAACAAGAGAAUAAUUUGAACGGACAAGCAGAAGCCACUAAGAAAGAUGAACCAACUAUGGAUAUUGACAAAGAGGAUGUCCUGGAAGAAGGUGACCGUGAAGGUGAAAGUGAUAUUGUCGCUAACACAUCAUCUUUCAAUGAUAAUUUACCUGAUGCAACUGUCUUGGCAAGGGUCAAAUUAACAGCCAAUUAUUAUAAAGAUGCUGUGGAUUUUGUUGAAGCUGUCCAACAUGGAACCGACGUUAUUUCUGGGUUAUUAUUUUCAAAGAAUAGAAAUGAGGCGAUAGAUGCUAUGGAUUUCCUAGUUUUGGCAGAUGCGUACGGAGUUGAAAACUCCCAUGUUGGUAUUAGAAAGAUGCUUCAUUUGGUUUGGAUGAAAGGGUCUUCUGAUGAAGGAAAAUCAGUACCUGCUCAUCUCAUUGAUUGCUACAAAUCAUUGUUCUUGAUAGCUCCAAAUUCUGCCAGCAAGAUUGAGAAAGCUACUUAUAUUGCCAAGAAUUUGAUUGGUUUGACAUUGAAAGCGUCUGUAGCUGAUUUGGCUUCGUUAGAGAAGUUGUUGGGUCUCAUGUAUGCGGCAAUGAUGAUCAAUUUUGAAGUCAUCAACGUAUUGUGGCAAAUCUAUAACCUUAGUGAUCGCAGUGAGGAGGUGAGGAGACAGAAACGAGGAGCCAUUAUUAUUUUGGGGAUGCUUUCUCUUGAAGACAAUCAAAUUGCUAUUAAAGGAUUUGACUCCUUAUUGAAUAUUGGAUUGGGCGAUGAAGGUAAAGAUGAUUUGAUCCUUGGUAGGUAUACAUGUAUUGCGUUACAACGUGUUAUACCAGCAGAUGCAAAGAAGAAUUCUACUAUGGUCAAAAUACCAAGAGAAGAAGAAGCUAUAACUAAAUUUAAACAAAUUUUAAUUGACUACAAUGAAAACCCAGAAUGGUAUUCUAUUAGUGAAGAAGCGAUUGAUGCAAUUUUUCAACUCUCGUCGGAGCCAGACAGGGUUUGUUCGGAUGUCAUCAAAACUAAAGCAGUUGCUGUUUUCGGUGACAAUAGAGCUUCUGUGGAAAAUCCGGAUGUUGCAUUAUCUCAGUUGUUAUUUAUUGUUGGGCAUGUAGCCAUUAAGACAAUUGUUUUCCUAGAAAAACUUGAAGGUCAAUUCAAAAAAAAAAAACAUGAAGCUGAAUCUAAAAAGGGUACCGCAAAUUCCAACAAUAGUAGUACUGCUGCAGAUGCUCAAGAAGAAGCAGAGGGAGAGAACGAAUUGGAAAUGAUUGGAGGUACUUCUGAAGAUGAUUUUGCUGAUGCUGUUGUGCAUGUUAAAGAACGAGAAUUACUCUAUGGCGACUAUUCAUUAUUGGGCAGAUUUGGACCUUUGGUGAAAGAAAUUUGUGCACACCCCAAACAGUUUUCAAACUUGAGGUUACAGCGUUCUGCUGUGCUUUGUUUGACUAAAUUGAUGUGUGUUUCAUCAAUAUAUUGUGAGGAAAAUUUACCACUAUUACUUCAAAUUAUGGAAAAAUCAGAUGAUCCUGUCACCCGAUGCAACUGUGUACUUGGUUUGGGAGAUGUGGCAGUUUGUUUCAAUAACAUUGUUGAUGAAAACACGGAAUACAUAUACAGUCGUCUUACAGAUGAGAAUAUUAUGGUGCAAAGAACAUGUUUGAUGACAGUCACAUUUUUAAUUCUCGCUGGUCAAGUGAAGGUAAAGGGUCAAUUGUCAUCUAUGGCCAAGUGUUUGGAGAAUCCAGAUCAAAGUAUAAGUGAUAUGUGUAGAUUAUUCUUUGCAGAAUUGGCUACCAAGGACAAUGCAAUUUACAAUGGAUUUAUUGAUAUUUUCAGUGGGUUGUCUAACGAUGAAACUUUGGCUAAAGAUGAGAUGAAAAGGAUUAUACGUUUCUUGGUUGGGUUCAUCGAUAAAGAAAAGCAUCAGAAGCAAUUGGCAGAAAAGUUGUUGGCAAGGUUGCCAAAAUGUCAACUGGAAAAUCAAUGGCAAGAUGUGGCUUUUGUGUUGCAAACCAUACCCUACAAAAACGAUGCUAUCACUGCUGCCUUGGAAGAAGGAUUUACCUUGGUUCUGGCCAAACAUUAG